Molecule: messenger RNA, 660 nt
Organism: Microthlaspi erraticum
Lineage: Eukaryota; Viridiplantae; Streptophyta; Magnoliopsida; Brassicales; Brassicaceae
Source: the annotation of a GenBank genome assembly
AUGGCGAGCAUUAGCAAAGAGCCAGAGCACGAGCAGAGAGACGAGGAAGAGGCCGGAGCCAACGAGGAUGAAGACACCGGUGCUCAAGUUGCUCCGAUCGUUAGGCUCGAAGAAGUCGCCGUCACUACCGGUGAAGAAGACGAAGAUGCCAUCCUCGAUCUGAAAUCGAAGUUGUAUCGGUUCGAUAAAGAUGGGAGUCAGUGGAAGGAGAGAGGUGCUGGUACUGUCAAGUUCUUAAAGCGUAAGGAUUCCGGAAAGAUCCGUCUCGUGAUGAGGCAAUCGAAAACUCUGAAGAUCUGUGCUAAUCAUCUCGUUACUUCGGGCAUGACUGUUCAGGAACACGCUGGGAAUGACAAGUCAUGCGUAUGGAACGCUCGUGAUUUCUCAGAUGGUGAAUUGAAGGACGAGCUUUUCUGUAUCCGUUUCGCAACAGUUGAGAACUGUAAAGCAUUUAUGCAAAAGUUCAAGGAAGUCGCUGAAUCUACAGAAGAGAAAGAAGAGAGCAAAGAGGCCUCUGAUACAGCUGGUCUUCUUGAGAAGUUAACUGUGGAAGAGAAGAAAACCGAGGAGAAACCAGUGGAGAAGGUAGCAUCAGCAGAGGCAGAGAAAGAGAAAGCUGUUGAAGAAAAGAAAACUGAGGACUCUGUUCCCUCAGCUUAA